Messenger RNA from Protopolystoma xenopodis, 354 nucleotides. NCBI's taxonomy places the organism in Eukaryota, Metazoa, Platyhelminthes, Monogenea, Polystomatidea, Polystomatidae. The record is from the annotation of a GenBank genome assembly.
AUGAGGAUACCUUUUGGGAAAGAUCCUGACGAUUGCUUUAUUCGACAGACGAAUACCAGCUUUCAGUAUGGUUACGAGUACCUUGGAAACUCAGGUCGCCUGGUGAUCACACCACUAACCGACCGUUGCUACAUUACCCUGACCACUGCACUUCAUCUGCACCGGGGUGGGUCACCGAAAGGGCCCGCUGGAACCGGUAAGACAGAGACAACAAAGGACCUCGGAAAGUCGAUGGGGGACUACGUAAUUGUAGUGAACUGUUCCGAGGGUCUUGACUACAAGUCUAUGGGCCGGAUGUUUGCGGGCCUGGCACAGACAGGAGCCUGGGGCUGCUUUGAUGAAUUCAAUCGGUGA